Molecule: messenger RNA, 171 nt
Organism: Ilex paraguariensis (yerba mate)
Lineage: Eukaryota; Viridiplantae; Streptophyta; Magnoliopsida; Aquifoliales; Aquifoliaceae
Source: the annotation of a GenBank genome assembly
AUGAAGCCUGAGAGGCUUGAGUGGCGUGACAACUUGAGAGUUGAGAAUAUGAGAGGAGAUGACCCUCUUCUCAUUGCAAAGAUAAAGUAUUACUGGAGCCCCUUGAAGGUUGCUUUCUUUGUUUGGACUGCAGCUUGGGAGGUUAUCCUGGCAAUUGAUAAUAUGAAGUGA